AUGGCUUUCCAUGUAGAAGGACUGGUGGCCAUCAUCCUGUUCUACCUCCUUAUAUUUCUGGUUGGAAUAUGGGCUGCCUGGAAAACCAAAAACAGCGGCAAUGCAGAAGAGCGCAGCGAAGCCAUCAUCGUCGGGGGUCGAGACAUUGGUUUGUUGGUUGGUGGCUUUACCAUGACAGCCACCUGGGUUGGAGGAGGUUACAUCAAUGGGACAGCUGAAGCAGUUUAUGGACCAGGCUGUGGUCUAGCAUGGGCUCAGGCACCCAUUGGCUAUUCUCUGAGUCUGAUUUUAGGCGGUCUGUUCUUCGCAAAACCUAUGCGUUCCAAGGGAUACGUGACCAUGCUAGACCCAUUUCAGCAGAUCUACGGAAAGCGCAUGGGCGGGCUGCUCUUCAUCCCUGCACUGAUGGGAGAGAUGUUCUGGGCGGCAGCAAUUUUCUCUGCAUUAGGAGCCACCAUCAGUGUGAUCAUUGAUGUGGAUGUGAAUGCAUCUGUCAUAGUCUCUGCACUCAUUGCCAUUCUUUACACCCUAGUGGGUGGGCUCUACUCUGUGGCGUAUACUGAUGUUGUACAACUCUUCUGCAUUUUUAUAGGACUGUGGAUCAGUGUGCCCUUUGCCCUGUCACAUCCUGCAGUCACCGACAUUGGAUUCACUGCUGUGCACACCAAAUACCAGAGUCCCUGGCUGGGAACCAUUGAACCAAUUGAAGUCUACACCUGGCUUGAUAAUUUUCUGUUGUUGAUGCUGGGUGGAAUCCCUUGGCAAGCCUACUUCCAGAGGGUUCUCUCUUCAUCCUCAGCCACCUACGCUCAGGUGCUGUCCUUCCUCGCAGCGUUUGGGUGCCUGGUGAUGGCUCUACCUGCCAUAUGCAUAGGAGCCAUUGGAGCCUCCACAGACUGGAACCAGACUGCAUAUGGGUUUCCAGAUCCCAAGACCAAGGAGGAAGGAGACAUGAUUCUCCCGAUUGUGCUGCAGUACCUCUGCCCUGUGUACAUUUCCUUCUUUGGUCUUGGGGCUGUUUCUGCCGCUGUGAUGUCCUCAGCUGACUCUUCCAUCCUGUCUGCAAGCUCCAUGUUUGCACGGAAUAUCUACCAGCUUUCCUUCAGACAAAAUGCAUCAGACAAAGAAAUUGUGUGGGUCAUGAGGAUCACGGUGUUUGUGUUUGGAGCGUCUGCAACAGCCAUGGCCUUGCUGACGAAGACGGUGUAUGGGCUCUGGUACCUGAGCUCUGACCUCGUCUACAUCAUCAUCUUCCCACAGCUGCUCUGUGUCCUCUUCAUCAAAGGAACCAACACUUACGGGGCUGUUGCAGGUUACAUUUUUGGACUUUUCCUGAGAAUUACUGGAGGAGAGCCAUAUCUGUACUUGCAGCCCCUAAUCUUCUACCCUGGUUAUUACUCUGACAAGAAUGGUAUAUACAAUCAGAGAUUCCCCUUUAAAACCCUCUCCAUGGUUACCUCAUUCUUGACCAACAUUUGCAUUUCUUAUCUAGCCAAAUAUCUAUUUGAAAGUGGAACCUUGCCUCCGAAACUAGAUGUAUUCGAUGCCGUCGUCUCGAGGCACAGUGAAGAGAACAUGGACAAGACUAUUCUAGUCAGAAAUGAGAACAUCAAAUUAAAUGAACUUGCACCUGUGAAGCCUCGACAGAGCCUAACUCUCAGCUCAACUUUCACCAAUAAAGAGGCCCUCCUUGAUGUUGAUUCUAGUCCAGAGGGAUCUGGAACUGAAGAUAACUUACAAUGACCCCAUCUAAACCAUACAGAACAGAACGUUGCUGUAGGAUAGUCCUGGAAAGAAGGUUUGGAGCAUAUCUAACACAUAUUAAAAUAUAAAUCUUUAGAGGGGAAAUAUUUGCAGGAAUAAAGAAGUUAUAAUGGACGAGUUCAGAAAAAAUAACAAUUGCACAGUGAGAAGGAAGUGUGAAAGUAACAGCUUUGUUUCUCAUCACAGCACUUUUAGUUUUAAAUAGCUUUGUCAAGCAUAUAAAAGUGAGUAAAGCCCCAGCCAAAGAAAAUGGCCAAAUAUUACUUAUCUUUAUUAUGGAAAGAGGAAGUAUCUAUUAAUGAGCCCAUGGAAAGGAGACUGAAUGGUUCUGAUCAUCUUUGCUGGCUAAGACAGCUCUGGACAUCAGUUUAAUUGCUACAAUGCAUAGGCUGCAUUGAUUUGCAACCACUGCUGUAAACGAUGCAGUGAGUUAAUCAAUUUACUCCUCUCCAUGUGUGGAUUGGCCUGCUCUUCCAUGAUUUGAAUGUGACAUUUGCUCGAUUUUCAGUGUGCACUCUCUUACUUACCCUUUCUUGCUCUUCUGCAUGAACACACACACUCUCUCUCUCUCUCUCCAUCCAUCCUUCCAUCCAACCAUCCCUCCUUCUCUCUGUCCCCUUCUCCAUGUUUCUCUCUCCUUCUCUCCCCUCACUCUUCCCAAACUCUCCCUCUCUUUCUCUCUUCUGAUUUUAUUUUUGUGUGGUGCUGGUGAUCUAACACAACAGGACCUUGCACAUGCUAGGUAAGGGCUCGCCUACUGAGCUACACAUCCAGCUCCACAAUUUGUUGUAUUUUUUUCCAGUGAGGCCAUAUAUUAUUCUAAGCACAAGCAACACAAACAAUAAUUUAUUUAAUAGAGACAUUUUUAUGUAUAAAUGAUGGAAAAUAGAGUCCAUGUUGUGAUGGGGGAAAAAAGCACUGAACUCUUUGACGACGUCCACAAUUGCCAUAUGCUCAAAGAAAAAUGCCCGAAGCAAAGCAUGGAAGGUUAUUGGGCAGCAUUACAGCAAUAAGUCUAGAAGAAAAAUAAGAAAAGGGGAAGAGGAAAAAACAUAUUUCUAUAUCCAGCUCUAGUAUAUAAAGUAUUGUCAUUCCUUACAAAUAUAGUGUCUUGGCUUAUUUUCCAAGUCAGUACUGGAGACAAAGUUGAGCCAUAUGUAAAGAAAGGCCAUUGUCUAACACCUGUUGCAGGUGAUGAUUACUGCAACAGCUUGCAUUCACUGCGUAUUUAUUACCAGCCGUUCCCAAACAACUCACAGAGAGACUGGACAACAAACCCCACUCAUUUCUGGACAUUCAUUAAUAGAAUAGUUUAGUGUUAAGGAUCUACUCCAGCCCUUUUACACAUAAGCCACUUUUAGGGGCUGGAAAGAUCCCCACAAGUGUAUAUACUGAAUUUCAAAAUGUAAUAGAAACCAAAAAAGUAAAAACAAAUCCUAAAGAGAAGAAGCCAUCAUUUUAAUAUCUGGUGUGCACAUGACUUUCAA
This is a messenger RNA of Peromyscus maniculatus bairdii (prairie deer mouse), 3251 nucleotides long. RefSeq names its product solute carrier family 5 member 7 (gene Slc5a7). Gene Ontology annotation, molecular function: choline:sodium symporter activity. The record is from RefSeq and is a predicted model, not a curated record. Lineage: Eukaryota; Metazoa; Chordata; Mammalia; Rodentia; Cricetidae. Gene Ontology annotation, cellular component: dendrite; plasma membrane; perikaryon. Gene Ontology annotation, biological process: neuromuscular synaptic transmission; choline transport; synaptic transmission, cholinergic.